Messenger RNA from Porites evermanni, 19090 nucleotides. Lineage: Eukaryota; Metazoa; Cnidaria; Anthozoa; Scleractinia; Poritidae. The record is from the annotation of a GenBank genome assembly.
AGGCAGCAUUUGCGAUUUUCAGUGGAUUUGUCCUCUAAGACAGGACACGAGGCGAUCUUGACUCACAUCGAAGGAGAACUGAAACAUUUGGAGCAUGUCAGAGAAUAUCUCACCAAACGAGCUAAAGUCGAACUUGAUUAUGCUUCAGCUUUGACCAGAAUAAACACGGUUGCUUCUAAGGUUAUCAACGACAACGAGAAAGAAAGCCCCAUAAGAAAGGUAAAGUUUUCGGUCCUUUAAACUUUAUGUUUCUAUAUGUUUAGUUCGGAGAUAAUCGACCGGUGUGGUGGGCUUGAUCAUUGAUUCUUCAAUUUGAUUUCGUAUCUAUCGGAAAUCGUUAAGAAAUCUUGCUAAGUAUAAAAUCAUGGCAGUUUCGUUUUAACGAAAUUUUUCUUAUUUGGUUAUUGUUUUAUUAUUGUGUAUUUUUAUGUAUUGUGUGAUAUUAUGCGGCAGCAGUUCGCAGUAAGCUUGUUUUCAUUUUAAUUGCGUUCAUCACAUUCUUUGGCUCUCCGAUGCCGAAUGUUAUGUCUUGUUUUCUGUUAAAACCCGGCAGUGUUCCAUUUUAUCUUAAGGUUAUUUGUUUCGUCUUUUACUCUCUGUCAUCAGCCCCAACUACAUGUAUUUCAAAACUUUGUUUUAUUAUAAUAACAUAUUAGUUUAUUUAUAUAGUAGUUAUAAAAUUAUUUGGUAUUUGACUUCCCUGACAAUGUAGGACUUGCAAUGCAAAUUUAUCAUUUUUGAAGGUUAAGCCAACCAAUAUUGCAACAGUAGAUAACUUUCUCGAAAUUCGUGGGCUAGUUGAUAUUUGUUGAAGAAAAUGAAAUGUUCACCCAGAAAAUGCAAUUUUUGUAUUGAACAACACUUACAGGAUAUACAUGUAUUUUUAUGUGAUUGAACUAAGCUUUCCUUUGUCCAAUUCUUUUUUCAGGUUAUCUAUUUAAAAAAAUAAAAUGAAUAUGAAAAAAUAAUAAUUAUUCAUCUUGUAUUCUAAUACACUAACAUUCAGAAAUUGUGGAGCACAUGUAUCAAAAUUUCCUUCAACCUUUUUCGCAGUAUGAUGGUAUUGCUGUAUAUCUGCCUGUUGCAGGCUGGAGAAAAUGCAUAAAACAGAGUUUUUUAUUUUAAUUUAUGAUCUCAUGUUGAGGUUGUAGACUUGCCAAUUCUGAUAGUCCCUGCUCUGACAUGCAAUUUUGUGGCAGCUGUUUACUAAUAUCAUUCAAUAUAUGGGUUAUAUAUAGAACUGUAGCUUGUUGAUGUAAGGCUGGGAAUUUUAUUCCUAACUAAACUAAUAUUAAUAUUUAUUUCAGUAAGUACAUUAUUUGAGAACACAGCACAAGGUAUUUAUUAUGCUAAUUUAUAAAUACGUCGAGGUCUGGGGCAAGGGGCAUAAUUUAUUGGUCUUGUAAAAAGUAUAUUUUAUAUGUUUUAUUUUACUUGCUCAGAGCCUGUUUUCAGUGUGAAUAUGUAAUAAUGUAUUAAUGAACAGAAAUAUUACACAUGUAAGUUUAUUUCAGUGGGCUGUUAUCUCAUUUUUUUACCAGGCUUGGGGCACAUAUAUUGCAGAAAGUGAAACAAAGGCCAAGUUGAUUACAGAAUUUACCAACAUUUUGAAUUCUACUACAUUAAAAAGACUGGACCAGCUUAUUGAGGACAAGAGAAACUUAUUGAAAGUGUACAGGAUUGAAAAGUUUAGAGUUGAUAGUGGCUGCAAACAGGAAUCUGAUGAAAUUGACAGACUAAGAAAAACUUACCAAGACAAUGCGAAGGAAUCUGAGACUGGGAAAAGAAAAUAUGAGGAAGUUCGUGCAAAGGAUAAAUUAAAUGGCAAAGACUGGGAGCGUUCUAAAGAUAAAUAUGUGAAAACGACUAUGAAACUUCAUCAUAAUCAUAAUGAUUAUGUGCUAGCCCUGAAAUCAGGAAAUUGCCACCAAGGAUUCUAUAACGAUGUUUUUGUUCCUACAAUGUUAAAUUCUUUACAAUAUUUGCAAGAAGAGUAUGUGGAGGAAUGGUAAGUUUUAACUGGCAUAAAUUAUGUAACAAGCCACAAAAGCCACUCAUACUAGUCAGUCCUGAAGACUAAUAAUUAUUACAGUUAUUGCUUGCAGCUUUGCAGUUUUGUUGCACUGAUUGGAUUUCUGCUUCCAAUACAAUUACAAAACCAUAACAUAAAAUUCCAGAAAAGGUUCUGGUGUUCACAGUUUUCUGAGUCUUAACAGUAAAAGCUUUUAUUGGGUCCAUAUUUUUUAUGCUGAGACUAAGAGCCAUAAAGUUAGGGGAUACAGUGAACUAAGUUCCUCGUCAGACACCUCGCAAGCUGUAAAAGUAUAUUUUACAAACACCUCACUUAGACAGGGCUAAAAAACAUGAAUUCUAGCUUGUCUUUUGAACAAGCAGCUCUCCCCUUUUUUCUUGCUCACAGCCAUUGCUUGCUUAUAUUUAGUUAAUGGUUUAGCAACUUGAUUGAUGACUUAUGUAGACCGUUGCCCAUUCGCCAUUGUAAGCUUCACUCUUUAAGCCCUAAAAAAUAAAAGCACUUUAUUUGAGUGUCAAUGUAUUUAGCAUGAAAGUGCUAAUUGAGGACACUAUUGUUUUAUGUCUCCUACUGGAGACGGGACUGCCAUUCUAAGUGGUCAUCCAAGCCACGCGAAGGUCUACUACCGGUUUGCAGGGCAAAGGGAGUACCUUCAUUUCUCAGUUAUUUUAAGACCUUGAGUAUUGACCCGGCCCAGGGAAUCGAAUCCGUGACCUCCUGCUCUGCAGUCAAGUGCUGUUCCGCCUGAGCUAAUCCUGCUGCAUUUGAAGGGUUAAAUCCUAAGAGUUCCUAAUAUCCAGAUUCAAAUUCUCCAAAAUAAUUUCCUUACAUUCACUUCAAGACUUAGGCAAGAGAAUUUGAUAAAAGAUCACAGAAUUCUCUCUUACAUGUAGGUGGUCAUCUUAAUAAUUCUCAUAACCUCUUCUGCUUGAUUAUGCAUUGCUAUUGUUAGGAGAAAAUUGAUGAUGGUCACUAAUAACCCUUUAAGCCCCAAGAUCCACAUUCAAAUUCUCCAGACUGAUCUCCAUACAUUUCCCAUAGAACAAGUUGAGAGAAUUUGUUAAAAGAUCAAAGCAUUUUCUCUUAAGUGAUCAUUUGAUUAAUUUUUAUAACCGUUUCUGCUUGAUACAGUAAGAAGAAAAUUGCUUUUGGGACUUACGGGUUAUAAAAUAAAGUUACUCACGCAACCAGAAAAUCUUCUUAUCCUGAGAAUUUAACCAGAUGGGAGUUAUUUCCAGCUGUUCUAGAGUUGGUGCCUGCAGGUUUUCAGUCAUUUUCUUUGACUUCUGUCUAUAAAGGUGGACACCUUUCUGAUUGGACAGGCUAUCAGUGUUGGUGCCUGCAAUAGUAAGCUGAUUUAGCAACAGAACAGAAAUGUCACUUGACAAUGGUAAAGUGCGCAGAAAGGACUAAACUUGACUUCUGGUGCCCAAUUUGCCGCUCUACUUUUGGUCAAGCCAGCUGUUUGCUUUGCGUGCGCUUUCGUCAAUUGACGUUCCCAUAAUUUCUGUUGCUAAAUCAGCCUAGUGUCAAUCUUAGAGAGAACUGAUUAUAUUUUGUUGUUGGAUUUAGGAAAGGUCUUCUACAGGAUGUUUUGGUUCUUCUGCAGUUUUUCAGUCAUUUUUCUUUGACUUCUCUCUAUAAUUAUUUUAGGCACCUUUCUGAUGAGACAGGCUAUUAGUGUUGGUGCCUGCAACAGCAUUUUUCUUAGAGAGAUCUGACUGUUUUUUGUUGUUUCAUUAAUUUAGGAAAGAUCUGCUGCAGAAUGUUUUUCAUCUUACAAACUGUUGCCGAGAAGAGUAUAUGUCAUCAAGCCAAGCAGUACAGGCCAGUGUCACGGAAGUAAAAAGAGACCAAGAGUAUGCAAACUUUAUCAAUAAGAACAGGUAUUUUGUGGAUGGUAUUAAUACAUACACCUUGGUUAAAAAAUAUGGAUGGAAGGUUAAUGAUCCCCCGAGACUGCAAAACGGUCUGGUUUUUUCUCAAAGUCGGUCCAGUAUAGUGUCAAGCUGUCAAAAAUCUAGUCACAACUCCACCCUCUUUGUAAAUUUGAUACACCCAGUGGCUUCAAAUCUUGUGUUGAAUGCUGUAUCCAGUCUUGAGCAUUGUUUCUGUGUGCAAUGUAUAUAGUGUUUGCUGGAAGUUCCAAAAUGAGCAGAAGUGGCAGUAUGCCAACAAAGUCUGUUCCUGCUCCUCAAAGAGGGAGAAAGCCAAGCCAAGUGCUGCAGAUAAUUGUAGAAUGUGCGGCUGUUGUUUCAAAGGACAGUUUGACAAUUUAAAGAGUGGCUGGAUUAUAAGCUCUGAAAGUAUGCUUGUUGCCCCUACUAUAAAAAGGUGAAACAUUACCAAAGUGGGCUGACCUUCUGAUAAACAAACUUUUCGUUGUCCUCAACGAAGGAGAACCUUUCUUCACAAGAGUUUUCUUGCCUGGUUAAUUAGAAACUGUGCUGCGACGCUUUUGCCAAUAAGAGAAAAACGGGACUCGCCAACAGACAAUGACUUCAUCACAUACAGUAGGGAACAUCGUGAAUGACUUGUUGGAAACUUAACUUGACAGCUUGUUAACAGCUUGCAUCAAAAUUUAGCCAGUAGGAAUUGCCCAUGGCUGGAAGAAGUGGGUAGAUCAAACAAAUAUAAUGUAUGUAAAAUGGACAGUCUGUAUUUUUAGUGUCUCUCUCCAGUCUGGCUCUCUGUUUUCAGCCUAACUCUAGACAUUUUGUUUGACUGUUCACACGUACUUGAACAUGUAAAAAUACCGACUGUUUUGCAGUCUAUGAUCCCCCAGAAACAUGAGUUUUUAUCCUAGAUGUUUGCUAGUAGUUAUGCGCUACAGUCAGUGUCACAUACAUUUUUAAUAAUUAAGACAGCAGUUAAGGGGCAGAUUAUCUUCACAGAACAAGUUUGUCCCGAUUUGUUGAAAUAAACAUUCAUAUUCAUUCAUAUUUCAAUACCCAUGACUGCUGUGGUUUGACACUUUCAAAAAAUAUUCACUUGAGGUCUAAGUAAAUUUAAGUAUCUCUGCCCCUUAUGUAACCUGUGCCACAGAAGAAACUAAACUUCUGUUCAAGUCAGUCUGCAAAACAGUGCUGAAACCCUUUUUUUGGGAGGCACCUCAGGCUCGUCCGAUCCGAACUACAGUGCUCGACUUUCAGAAAAAAAUCUUGGGGCCAACUGGCCCCCAAGUUUUCAUUUUUGGUCGCCAGAACAAGUAUUCUAGUCGCCAAAAAUUGUAUUUAAGAACUAAUGGGAUAAAAUAAACUUAACAUCUUUAACUUAGCCUUAACAGAAAAUGAAUGGUUUAGACUUCCUUUGAACUUUCUUUCGAAUGGUUUUCACUGACGCUCGAUUACCAGCUGGUGUUCUGUAAAAUGAAUCCGCACUCAAGCGUAAAUCUCCUCAAACAGGCAUUCAAGCUUAAGGUUCAGGAAAUGGAAUACACAUUAAAAAAACAAAAUUUAGGAAUCACAAAAAACUUAUUUGGGUUAUGAAAGAACAAAAUCUGCAAAAUUUGUUUUGGGUCCCAUGUAUUUGCAUGUUCAGAACUGAACAUCGGUGAAACUUCAUCUAUUGCGCGGUUGCCUAACACGUGAUCGAAAGUCUCCAGAAAGACCGUUAGCUACCGUUAGUUGUGUAAAGGAUAGCAAAUUAUCAUUAGUGUACGUUUACCCAAAGAAGAAAGUCACCUAUCUUGGGGGCCAGGUUGGCGACCAGGCGUGAAAAUUUUGUCGCCACUGAGUAAAAGCUGGUCGCAUUGGCGACCCCACGGGUCGCAACGUCGAGCCCUGAACUAACUCUCACUUGACUUUAAAUCAUUGUUGCACUGCUGCUACUUUUUGGUCCAUAACUGUAGAAAUUGACCACAAGAUUGUUGUGUCAUCUUUUUUCUCCUUUGUUUUCUUGCAGACAGAAUCAAAAACCAGCUCUAGCAUUCAUCUUUGAUCCAUCUCUUCUUCAACUGACAUCAACAGGGGUAACAGCUGAUGAAUUAGUGUUGAACGAUUUGACUAUGGAGAAACUUGAAUACAGGUGUGUUUUGAUCCUUGAAUUUGCUUUUUCAUUGUGUCCCUUAAUAUUCUGACUACCGGUAGUUAUCAAUAGUUUCACUCAUGCACUUGUUAACCAUAUGCUAAUAUUAAUUUUCUAAAAGUUCAAUCCAGUUGAACCUCCAUGUAUAUGUGCGAUCACCUCUCCUAUUAAAAGUGCCAUAACCCCUAUGAAAAUAAUAAUAUUCUCCUAGUCAAAUUACUAUUGUAGGAAGCUUUCGUAAAUGGCCAACUCUCGUAAGCAACCAGGACCACUUUUUGAACAGAGAAUUUUUCCAUUGUUUUUACCCUCUAGUAAGCGCCCACUCAAUGCAUGGUCUGAUCUCUUUGUUCACUAUAUAUGUACUAUGCUACUUCUAAGGAACUUUUCGUGAGAACACAGAGCUUAAUAUGAUCAUAGCAACUUAUUAGAAAUUGCAUGCAGUAAAUUCACCUUCAAAAAGUAUAUGUGUUGGGACCCUUGCUUGGAAAAGACCCUCUGUGGUUGGAUUCUUGUAAGUGACCACUGAAUCUUCACAUUUUGGUUGGUUGCUUAUGAAACUUUGACUGUUUUACUAGUUAAACGUCCCUCUCCCAGUCCCCAAUACCUGACAGCCAAUCUGUUGGUGUGACAAGAAAAUAAGCAGUGGGUUUCUAAUUUGUACUGCCUUUCUCCUAGGAGAAAUUAUCUUACCAAGGAAAUUGAAACCAUCGAAAAGCAGCUUGAAGCUAAAGUGAGUUUUACUGUCAAACUCAGAAAACUGUGAACGGCUGAAAAAUUUCAGGAAUGUUGAUUGUGUAGUGACCAAUCACAGUGAAGUUAAGGACAUGCGAGCCGACCACAAAACCACAAACUGACUACUGUUGCUGUUUCCGGUUUAGGUUUCUCACGCCUUAUUGGCUUUUUAAUUUCUCUUCGCAACACAAUAACAUCCCAUGAAUACUUCUGGUAUUCACAGUUUUGUGAGUUUCACAGUAAUACAGAAUGUGGAUGUUUCUUUCCUUUUCCUAAUAUUUUAGGCCCAAAUAGUAUCAAUGCAUACAUAUUUUCUCCACACUGUAAAUAAGUGAUGAUAAAAUCACACCAAGGGUGGUUUCAUCUGCAACGUAUGCAUAUAGCUGUCGCAUUACUGGAAUUUCUCACUGUUUUGAGGCUUAAAAACAAGAGAAAAUUCUAGCGGGUAAAUGCAAAUAAGCUUAGAUCUACCUCAAAAGUCACUUGUUAUAUUUUACUCUAUUUCUAAGUGCAGCUUUACCAAAGUUUUACCAAAAUUUUUGGAACCUUGAUAUAAAAUAAAUUUCUGUUAUUUACCCUUUGCAGUAUUUGCAGACGUAGUGCUAGUGGGGUGGAGCAAAUGCCUGAAACAAAUAAUUGAAAUCAAACAUGAUGGGGUUAAGAAUCCCACCAGUCGGCUAUUUAUAACCGUGGUCGAGGAUUUGAACUUGGCCGGGAUGACUGAGGACAUCACUUCAGCUAGCGGUCAGGAGGCCCUGCCAGAGGGGGGGGGGGUUUCAUGUUGCCCGUCUGAAUUAUAAAACGUCUCGUGUCGGUGUUUAUAAAUGCUUUUCGCUUAUUGUUGGCUUUGCCGUCACUGUCGCAAUUUGGCCAAGGGAGGUUGUCUCUUGUCGGGAUUUCAUUUUAAGCGCUGUCGCUAGUUUUUGGGCCAUGCCGCUUGUCCGAAUUUACCCUGGCAGGGUCUCGGUCAUGGCAGGACUCGAACUCGGGCCUCCGACUUGCAAGUCCAGCGCCCUAACCACUCAGCCACGCUGCCUCCUGUACAAACCCAUAUAUAUAAUGAAGUAGUAAUAUUGACGUAAGAUGGAAAAGAAUCUCAAUAUAAUAAAAAUCAUUAUAGUGGACACAUUUUGCCUGUCCCUUGCUGUUCAUCAGGCUAUAUCGCAGUUCCACUGUAUGACACUGACCAGAGGAUUUUUUUGAACCUUGACUGAUUGUACAUUACAUUUUCUAGCAAAAGGAACAUGAGCAAGAAAACAAUAAACUUCAAGGGGAAAAACAAACAAAUGAAGACCACUUAAGGUACAAGUUAAAAACUUUAAAAAAUACAUCUUGCUGCUAAAUAGCAAGGAAUACAAAAUACACAGAAUAACAACAUUUAAACCUUUGCUUUAGCAAUUACACAAUUGAUAAUGGGUUUUGGGUAAGCUUAACAACUGGGACUUAUAUUUGUUCUACUGGCCCUAGAUCAUCUCAAGUGAGUAAGAAAAUGUUUAGAAAUGCAUAUAGUUGCUAAGAUAACUAAGUAAAAGGGAUCAAUGCUCCUCAUCCUAUAAUAAUGUUCUGUAACAAUAUAUUAUCCUGGAAAAUAUAAAUUGGAGAAGAAAGGGUGUUGUUUCUCAUCUGUUGGGGGACAAAGACUGUCCAUGCAGACUGCUCUUGUUGCCCUCUUUUAUAAUUGGUUUUUUGAAGAAGUCCUGACUUCAGCACCUUAGCCAAUGAUGCUUGCUAAAAGUCAGCUGGUUAAUAUAAUAACAUGGAUUUUUUACUGUAUUGUUCUGUUCCUAAAUAUGCAUAUGUUUCCUUUGUUACUUAGUUUGGACGACUAGCUUCUGUGCUAGUAAUUAACACUUCCAAGGUUACACAAUGCUUCAGUCUUCAAUACCAUUGAAGUUUGUUUUGUAACAUUUUGCUUUAUUUUUGUGGUUUGAUAGCAUCAUUCAAAAGGAGCAGAAUGUAGCUGUUCUAAGCUGGCAUGUGGAAGAUCUAAAGUGCAAAAAAACUAAGUUAGAGGUAUGCGUGUCAUAUUUUGUUAGUAUAAAGAGGAUGUUACAUGGACGCGUGGAGAAACGAAAUUUCUCUUCAAGUGUUGAAAAAUAUUUCGCAGCAAACGAGUGAAAUAUUUUUUUAACACGAAAAGAGAAAUUUCGUAUCUCCAAGCGGCCAUGUAAUGUUCUAUUUAUUAUAUAAUCACCAAUGAAGUACCAAACCAUUUCACUUUAACAGUUUUUUGGUGUGAAAGGUGUGAUUUAUUAUGUAGCCAUAGCAACAGUGAUAUUUUCACAUGUGAAGAUAACAUGUUAUUUUCACCAGUGAAAAUAUCAAGUUUUCGCGCGAAAGCUCACCUGGUAUUUCAUUGGUGUUUAUAUAAUAAAUACCAUUAUUAAAUUUAUUGUUAUUUACAUUAGUAUUUGAGAGUAUUGUGGUAACUAUUUAAGCCCCAAUAUCAACGAGUAUAAUCUUGUCACUGAUCUCCAUAGAUUGUACACAUGAGGAGAAUUUUCAAGACAUCUUAUCAUUGUUAGUCAUCUCCUUUUCUUUUCUAUCAAAGCAAGUGUUUAGCUAGGUGGAGAUGUUACAGGUCAAAAUUAAAUUCAGGUUAAAGUUUUUUAACCAAGGUUGAUUCACAAUUUCCUUUGUCUCCUAGCCUGUUGUCUCUUUUUCGAACUAAAGAACACCUGUGUACGUUUACCCAAAGAAGAAAGUCACCUAUCUUGGGGGCCAGGUUGGCGACCAGGCGUGAAAAUUUUGUCGCCACUGAGUAAAAGCUGGUCGCAUUGGCGACCCCACGGGUCGCAACGUCGAGCCCUGAACUAACUCUCACUUGACUUUAAAUCAUUGUUGCACUGCUGCUACUUUUUGGUCCAUAACUGUAGAAAUUGACCACAAGAUUGUUGUGUCAUCUUUUUUCUCCUUUGUUUUCUUGCAGACAGAAUCAAAAACCAGCUCUAGCAUUCAUCUUUGAUCCAUCUCUUCUUCAACUGACAUCAACAGGGGUAACAGCUGAUGAAUUAGUGUUGAACGAUUUGACUAUGGAGAAACUUGAAUACAGGUGUGUUUUGAUCCUUGAAUUUGCUUUUUCAUUGUGUCCCUUAAUAUUCUGACUACCGGUAGUUAUCAAUAGUUUCACUCAUGCACUUGUUAACCAUAUGCUAAUAUUAAUUUUCUAAAAGUUCAAUCCAGUUGAACCUCCAUGUAUAUGUGCGAUCACCUCUCCUAUUAAAAGUGCCAUAACCCCUAUGAAAAUAAUAAUAUUCUCCUAGUCAAAUUACUAUUGUAGGAAGCUUUCGUAAAUGGCCAACUCUCGUAAGCAACCAGGACCACUUUUUGAACAGAGAAUUUUUCCAUUGUUUUUACCCUCUAGUAAGCGCCCACUCAAUGCAUGGUCUGAUCUCUUUGUUCACUAUAUAUGUACUAUGCUACUUCUAAGGAACUUUUCGUGAGAACACAGAGCUUAAUAUGAUCAUAGCAACUUAUUAGAAAUUGCAUGCAGUAAAUUCACCUUCAAAAAGUAUAUGUGUUGGGACCCUUGCUUGGAAAAGACCCUCUGUGGUUGGAUUCUUGUAAGUGACCACUGAAUCUUCACAUUUUGGUUGGUUGCUUAUGAAACUUUGACUGUUUUACUAGUUAAACGUCCCUCUCCCAGUCCCCAAUACCUGACAGCCAAUCUGUUGGUGUGACAAGAAAAUAAGCAGUGGGUUUCUAAUUUGUACUGCCUUUCUCCUAGGAGAAAUUAUCUUACCAAGGAAAUUGAAACCAUCGAAAAGCAGCUUGAAGCUAAAGUGAGUUUUACUGUCAAACUCAGAAAACUGUGAACGGCUGAAAUUGCUAAGAUAACUAAGUAAAAGGGAUCAAUGCUCCUCAUCCUAUAAUAAUGUUCUGUAACAAUAUAUUAUCCUGGAAAAUAUAAAUUGGAGAAGAAAGGGUAUUGUUUCUCAUCUGUUGGGGGACAAAGACUGUCCAUGCAGACUGCUGUUGUUGCCCUCUUUUAUAAUUGGUUUUUUGAAGAAGUCCUGACUUCAGCACCUUAGCCAAUGAUGCUUGCUAAAAGUCACCUGGUUAAUAUAAUAACAUGGAUUUUUUACUGCAUUGUUCUGUUCCUAAAUAUGCAUAUGUUUCCUUUGUGACUUAGUUUGCACGACUAGCUUCUGUGCUAGUAAUUAACACUUCCAAGGUUAGACAAUGCUUCAGUCUUCAAUACUAUUGAAGUUUGUUGUAUAACAUUUGCUUUAUUUUUGUGGUUUGAUAGCAUCAUUCAAAAGGAGCAGAAUGUAGCUGUUCUAAGCUGGCAUGUGGAAGAUCUAAAGUGCAAAAAAACUAAGUUAGAGGUACGUGUGUCAUAUUUUGUUAGUAUAAAGAGGAUAUUACAUGGACGCGUGGAGAAACAAAAUUUCUCUUCAAGUGUUGAAAAAUAUUUCGCAGCGAAUGAGUGAAAUAUUAAUUUUUAACACGAGAAGAGAAAUUUCAUAUCUCCAAGCGGCCAUGUAAUGUUCUAUUUAUUAUAUAAUCACCAAUGAAGUACCAAACCAUUUCACUUUAACAGUUUUUUGGUGUGAAAGGUGCGAUUUAUUAUGUAGCCAUAGCAACAGUGAUAUUUUCACAUGUGAAGAUAACAUGUUAUUUUCACUAGUGAAGAUAUCAAGUUUUCACGCGAAAGCUCACCUGGUAUUUCAUUGAUGUUUAUGUAAUAAAUACCAUUAUUAAACUUAUUGUUAUUUACAUUAUUAUUUGAGAGUAUUGUGGUAACUAUUUUAGCCCCAAUAUCAACGAGUAUAAUCUUGUCACUGAUCUCCAUAGAUUGUACACAUGAGGAGAAUUUUCAAGACAUCUUAUCAUUGUUAGUCAUCUCCUUUUCUUUUUUAUCAAAGCAAGUGUUUAGUUAGGUGGAGAUGUUACAGGUCAAAAUUAAAUUCAGGUUAAAGUUUUUUAACCAAGGUUGAUUCACAAUUUCCUUUGUCUCCUAGCCUGUUGUCUCUUUUUCGAACUAAAGAACACCGACGCGUUUUCUGCAUACGUUUUUUUCUACAACGAUAAGGGGAAAAUGAGCAAAACAAGUACAGGACAAUGUUUAGCACACACAAAAAAGCAUAUACACAAAAAAUCGGCAAUUUUUGAGCAAUUUCAAUUUUAAGCAUAUUUUUCAAAAUUUUUUAAUGUGCCCUUUUUCCGCCGGACCCUUAUUCAUGAAGUAGGGCUAGGAGACAGAGAAAAUUGGGAAACAACCUAGGUUAAGAAUAUUUUAACCUGAAUGUAAUUUUGCCCUGUGACAGAGACCUGGUUGUUAAGCUGUAACUUGUGUCAUGUUAGCCACUUCACACACACCAAAACCUAACAUCUGUGAUACAGGCCACAUAGUUGUCAAUUUGAACUGUGAAUCUGGAGGUGAGGGUUAUAUUGUGUCUGCGUCAGUUCUUAGGCAUGCUAGCCGCUGCAAAAGGGGACCCUGUGGCAUACUGCUGGGAAUAGUCCUGUGCAUCUUUACCUUAAACCUCUCAUUCUCUAUUUUAGAAAAUGUGCAACAUGAUUGCUGUCGUACUUGACAGACUGGGCAAUAAUCAACCUCCAAAGUUUGCAGAUUUUUCAGUUCCAAACUCACCUCCUGCUGGGGUAGGUAAUACAGCUGCCCAAGUCAGUAAUGUAGACAACCACUGCACGUCAAACAUUAAUUUAAUUCCUGCAAAACUUUACAGUAGCCAGUUAACUAAUCUAAUGAGUUUGUUCGCCAAGUUCAACUUUAAAAUGGAAAACUGAAAACUCGCUUAAAACUUACUAAUGACCUUUUAUCUCAUUAAGUAUUGUUUCUCUUUUGUAGCUAUUUUAUACUUCUCUUGAUAUGUUUUGCAUGCUGCUAGUGCUUGUGUAUGUAAAUCUGCUUUCUUUCUUUCUUUCUUUCUUUCUUUCUUUCUUUAUUUAUCAAGUCUAUUUAGUUAUGUAUUUUAUUUACUACCAUGAGUGCUUUGUGUUUCUUGCUAUUUUUGCUUAUAAUGUUAAUUCUUGUGCAUUAGAUAUCUCACUUUAUUUUGUUUGUGAGAAGAAAACCAAUAAAUCUUGGCACAGGAAAAAAGCCUACAGGAGACAUUUUCUGAUUGGUCAAAAACCUCAUUGUUUACUAUUGUGUGCACGUAUAAAAGAAAGCUAUGACUACUCCUUAAAUGAACUAACAGUUCGGGAAAAUGAGCCCGCACUCAUCCCCCGAAAGAGCGGCUGGACGCGUGCGAUUGCCUUUGUUGGUUUAAGCCAAUCAUGUUACCGCCUGCAGAUUUUCGUCUGGCAAAGAUUGUCGCCUAAAUUAUCAACUUUCCAAUUACGUCACAGACAAGGUCAACGGGUCACGCGUCCAGCCGUCUCUCUUCGGGGAAGAUCAAAGACCGCACCCGGGAGACGGCGGAAAUCGAGCCUAAAAGUUAAUGCGUCUGAUAUUUUUGAGAUCGUACCGGGAACCCUUAGAGUGCUCAUGCUUCUUCAUGCAAGCAUCUUAUGGCUGGGCAAGUCAGGUAAAUCUGAUACCAGGUAUCUAGCUUGUAAGAAAGUUACAUGUUUUCACGAUUAACAAAUUUUCACAACAUCCUCUGGGAGACCCAUCCAGAGUUAAGGAAACAGAAAGAUGGUGUAACAGCUUUUCGCUCAUGUGUACUCGAUAUUGCAGGAAUUUGGGCAAUCUACUCCCGAGUUCAGAAAAAGUGCGCGAAAAAUACCUACAUUGUUUAAAAAGAGAAGACUGGAAAAGGAAAUGUCUGCCAACCCUGCAGAGAAAAAACCUGUUCGCUACAGGGCCCCGUCUCCUAGCGACAAAGUUAAUGGAAGAGAUAAUGACUCAGAUGACAGUGCUACAGGGGAAUAUAUUGAGGUAAAAUUUAAUUUAAUCCCUUAUAUAUAUAUAUUUUUUGUUUCACUCAACUUUAGUUACCAUCUGCAAACCUGUAAAUAACAGUCUGUCGUUUAGUCUUCUACACAGCUGUUUUUAGUGUCGUCACGCAACGCUCUUCCGUUUGUGGGGAGAAGCGUUGCGUGACGACACUUAAAACGGCGGUGGAUCAGACUAUCUAUCUUUGGACAGUGUCUAACUUGAGUAUACCCAAUGUCCGACAAAAUCCCAGCUGAUGUUGGACAUGAUGACCGGGCCUUGCAAGACUAUCAUUUUGAAGCUCAAGAUCUAUAAUGUUUAUGGUAACUUGUUCCAUGGUCAGACCGCGUUAGAUUGCGUGACGAGCCAAAAGAACGUCUGCGUGGGAGGCUAUUUGGCAUUUGCUUCUUCUAGUUUAGUGUACGUAUAGUGGAGGCGCGUGUAGCGAGAUGGAGAUUGGAUGCUUCCCAAGCGGAAAAAAUAAAGCUGCCUCGCCCGCUUUGUUCCUGCGAGAAGGAAUGGUCCCUCCGCCAUGCAACAACUUCUUUAUUACAGAGAAAUAGUCCUUAUCACCAACAAUUUCUUGAUAGUUACACUGAGCUUUCGUAUUCCAUCCAGACCCCUUCAUCAACGACGUUUGCUGAUAUUCUUAGGCUCGUUUUGACAAGUCUUCAAAAUUGUUCCAUAACAACUGUGCUCUCUCCUUUGGGACUGGCAAUAUUGGUCCAUCUUAGAGGGGGGGCCGUCUUAUUUAGCAACAGAACGGGAACAUCAUUUGACGACGGGAAAGCGCGCGGAAAGGACUAAACUCUACUUUCGGUGCCCAAUUUGCCUCUCUGUCAUUAGUCAAGCAAGUUGUUGGAUUUGCGCGCGCCGUCUUCAACUGACGUUCCCGUUCUGUUGCUAAAUCGGCCUAAGAGUCAGGGACGGCAAGGACCAACUCCAGGUGUCGGUUUUAGCGAGGUGACUGUUAAGAGAGUUUUUUUUGUAUGUUUUAUUUGUUUAGCCUGAAGAUAACCUGCCUCUUCAGGAGGAGCUGUGGUUUCAUGGUACAAUUGAUCGCAAAGAUAUACCUGAACGCCUUAAAAAUAACGGAUGACUGUUAAGAGAGUUUUUUUUGUAUGUUUUAUUUGUUUAGCCUGAAGAUAACCUGCCUCUUCAGGAGGAGCUGUGGUUUCAUGGUACAAUUGAUCGCAAAGAUAUACCUGAACGCCUUAAAAAUAACGGAGACUACCUGGUGAGAGAAAGCUCUACAAAACCUGGUCAAUUUGUUCUGUCCACGAGGUUUGAAGGCGCACUAAAACACUUUAUCAUCCAGACCUCUGAUGAUGUGAGUACUGCUUUUUAGCGUUUUGGUUUGUCGUUCCCUCCUUUGGCAUCAGUUUUUUGUUUUUUCGUUUUUUUUCGAAUUGUUCUCGUUCUCUUCUUGUGAUAACCGCCGCUAACUGCCCCCCUGGUUAGCUCAGUUCGGAGAGCGCCGGUCAGCUGAGCGGGAGGUCGCGGGUUCAAACCCUGGUCGGACCAACACUCAGGGUCUUUAAAUAACUGCGAAGAAAGUGCUGCCUUUGUAAUGACAUCUGCAAACGGUUAGGCUUUCUUUGGUCCCGUCUCACAGCACAUUCACUUAUCUGGCUCUUUUGUGACAUAAAAAGCACCCACACCACUGGUCGAAAAGAAUAGGGGACGUAGACCCCGGUGAUGUGGCCAACCUUUCCUGGACUGGGUGGGUUAUCCUUAAGGAGAGAUCUUAGCCUGCGAAAACAUCCGUUUCUCCUUGCACUUCGCCGCUGGGGACGUUUCGCGCGAAACGUCCCCAGCGUCGAAGAGCGAGGAGAAACGGAUGUUUUCGCAGGCUAGAGAGAUCUUAAUAUAGGGAUAACCUCAUGACCCUCCUUCAGCUGUUGUACUGGCUGCCUGUAACUGAACAAUGUACGUAUGUCGUUUCUUAGGGCUUGGUGCGUUUUGAAGACAGGGGGUUCCCCAGUGUCAGAGAACUACUGGAUUAUCACGUGCAAAACAAAAUCUACGUGACCAAGAAAUCCCAGGCCAUAUUGGUCAACCCUGUUUUGAAGGAAAAAGACAAGUGGGAAAUGCGCCGGGAAGACAUCAUUCUCAAGGAUAAACUUGGCCAGGGCCAUUUUGGAGACGUCAUGAAAGGAAUUCUAAAGCCUUCCAAUUUACCAGUGGCUGUGAAAUCAUGCAAGGAGAGUGUGUCUGAAACAGUAAAGAAGAAGUUUUUAGCAGAAGCAGAGAUUCUGAAGCAGUAUGAUCAUCCAAACAUUGUGAAGCUUAUCGGGGUGUGCGCAGACAGGGAGCCUGUUUUUAUAGGUAAUUAAUGGGUACCCGGCCCGUAACAGUAAUAGCUUGCGUUGCAGCCGGACUUGUCACUCAAUACCUUCAAUCAUGGACAAAAGUCUUGGAACACUUGCAUUCCUGGGCGUUUUCCAAUUCACACAGGCCCAAACCCUCCCCUUACCCCACAAAAAAUGUUGGACGCGUGUAUCCAGAAUUUUUCACGAGUUUUAACUUUGUACAUAGUGAGGGCAGGGAAAACUGCCGGAAAAUUUCUAAAAGGAUGCGCUGUUUCAUGAGGGAACCCAGAAUGACAGAAAAAUAUGAAUAUUGCAUUACUGUCCCAAGGACGUUUGUCCAUGAUUAUAGAUAGAGAACUCGAUAUAGUCCAAUAUAUCGGGGAUUUAGACGGUAAGCGACGCAGGCUAUAACAGUAAUAGACAAGCAGUUGAAAUAUUCUAUAAGCCUCUUUUUGCCUCCGUUCUAAUAGGAACUGGCCAAAUACAUAUUUUAUACCGUGUCUUAGGUACUCAGCUGCUAGCAGUCCGCCUUUUCUCCGUCAAGUUACUUAUCGCAGCAAGCCUGGUCGCAAAACGAGAGGUUUUAACAGAAAGGAACUGGGAGGAGACGGCUUGUCCCAAUCCUUCUUGUCCCAAUUUUUAUUUAUUCUUUGUUAUUUUUCAUGUUUUCUUGUGGGGGAUUUUUUAAAAGAGAAACUGACAACAAGCAGUCUAAUUUGCUGCCAUUUCACAUAUUCCGUGUUCUUGGGUCCCUUAUUCGGCACUGAGGGAUAUUUAAUAAUGAGUAUUUCAUUUUCGGUUGGUAUUACAUUUGGGGUUGUUAGUACAUUUAGAGGUGGUACAGAGCUGCACUAGAGGCAAUUCCUAAGUCGAUUUAUAACUGACAAACUCUUUCAUGCUAUGUUUACCUUCUAGUGAUGGAGUUUAUGCCCAGUGGAGACUUCCUUUCUUAUCUACGUAAGAAAGGCGCCCAUCUAAAAACCAGAAACCUAAUCAGGUUUAGUGUUGACGCAGCCUCUGGCAUGGAGUACUUGGAGAGCAAGAACUGUAUCCAUCGAGAUCUGGCAGCGAGGAACUGUUUGAUUGGUAGCGACGAUUCACUCAAGAUAUCAGAUUUUGGGAUGUCUCGCGAAGUGGAGGAAGGUAAAUGCAGAUCCUCCCCAGGGCUUUUCGCUAAGAAAAUGGGAGAAGCCCUGGGUACGAGGUUGGUCCAUAUUGGUACUAACCAGGGAACUUGAGCACGCGACGUUUUUGAGCGAUGCACGUGAACCGGAAGGGGACUUUUUGCAAUCUUGAGCUGCGAUUUUGAACACAUUUUUGGGCAAAUCGUCUCUUAUAAGAGUUAAGACACUUGAUAAUAAAAAUUUGUUAGCAUCAAGGUUUAUUAAAAGAGAAAAAGGCUCACUUCCGGUUGUCGUGCGUCGCUCAAAAACGACGCUGCUUACAUACAUACAUACAUACAUACAUACAUACAUAAACGUUAUUAAAGUGUCAAGGUUUUUAGCUAAAAGCUAAUUGUGGACACUGUAAAUAAGUAAAAUGAAUAUAAUACAAGAUUAAAUCAAGCAUACGUAAAAAUAUUAAAAAUAUAUCACUAAAAUAUCAUCAAUAUAUAAAAAUAACAUUAAUAUAUAAAAUCAUUACAGACAAACAGCAGGACAAGCAGGGAACAAACAAAGACAAACAAAUAGAUAGACAAAAAACAAAACAGACAAUCAGAUAGACAGACAAACAAACAGACAAUACAAGACAAACAUAUAAAAACUCGCUAUUGAUACUCAGGCGUAUUUCCAGAAACUGAAAAGCCACGAUUUCUUUUGUAAAAUUUGAGAAAUAACGUAUUUCACUGAGAGAUGCCUGGAAAUUUUUCUUUUUUUUUAAUUACUGCCAAAAGGGUAGCCUGCUACACAGGCGUGUUUAGUGUCGUCACGCAACGCUCCUCCCCACUAGUGGGGAGGAGCGUUGCGUGACGACACUGAAAACGGCUGUGUAGCAGACUACCAAAAGGGAGAAGCUGAAUAAAUAGAGGGGGGGGUGGGGUGAGGAGGGUACGCUUAUUAAGUUCUGUCUUUAACGAGGUGAAGAGGACUCUAUACGGAGUCGGUAAUAGCGAAAAUGUACAAAAACANAGACAAAAAACAAAACAGACAAUCAGAUAGACAGACAAACAAACAGACAAUACAAGACAAACAUAUAAAAACUCGCUAUUGAUACUCAGGCGUAUUUCCAGAAACUGAAAAGCCACGAUUUCAUUUGUAAAAUACUGAGAAAUAACGUAUUUCACUGAGAGAUGCCUGGAAAUUUUUUUUUUUUUUUUUUAAUUACUGCCAAAAGGGUAGCCUGCUACACGGGCGUUUUUAGUAUCGUCACGCAACGCUCCUCCCCACUAGUGGGGAGGAGCGUUGCGUGACGACACUAAAAACGCCUGUGUAGCAGACUACCAAAAGGGAGACGCUGAAUAAAUAGAGGGAGGGGUUGGGCGAGGAGGGGACGCUUAUUAAGUUCUUUCCUUAACGAAGUGAAGAGGACUCUAUAAGGAGUCGGUAAUAGCGAAAAUGUACAAGAACAGAUAACGCACAUAAAUGAAUUCUGCAAGCACAAUGGGCUAGGCAUAACGGAGACUAACUUAAUGGCGGAGAAAAUCAUGUUCUCGGCCUUAAGUAGCCUGUACAGCCGCCCCCUCAAACAAAAACGACGCUUAUUUUCUAGGCCAGUCGGUAUUUGGGUGCAUCUCAAAUGUUUGUUUCGCUGUCUUGUGAAACUGCGAUUUCACUCAAGUUACGGAACUUAACCUUGAUUAAACAGGCAGCAGUUUUUGACAGUGGUUGUACUGUUUCGAAGUUCCAUUUAUCAGAUACUUAAUUGUUAGGAAGCCAAGACUGAAUGCCGGAGGGCAGCGAAAACUUAGUCUUUUUUCUCUAUUUUCCUUUUUCUUUUUUCUAUUCAGUAUAUGAAGCUUCAAACAUGAAAGAGAUUCCAGUAAAGUGGACUGCACCAGAAGCCCUGAACUACUUCCAGUACACUACACUAAGCGACAUAUGGAGCUUUGGAGUGUUGCUAUGGGAGACCUUCUCCUACGGAAAUACACCAUAUCCUGGUCUUUCAAACAGAGUAAGGACAAGAAACAUUAAUAUUUCUACAUAA